Molecule: messenger RNA, 2145 nt
Organism: Cucurbita maxima (winter squash)
Lineage: Eukaryota; Viridiplantae; Streptophyta; Magnoliopsida; Cucurbitales; Cucurbitaceae
Product: CRAL-TRIO domain-containing protein T23G5.2-like
Exons: 7
Coding region: 434-1891 (485 amino acids)
Source: RefSeq, a predicted model, not a curated record
AUCCUUCUGAUUCUACAAAUUCGCACCUUUCUCUCCUGAACCCAACGGAAAAAUAAGGCGCCUACAGCCCUCGUGCUGACCUUUAACCCUCCCGCGUCUUCGUGCUGAUCCUACACACAAAUGCCGUUCUCCGCUUAGAUACUACGCCAACACUUCGCCUCAAAUCAACUCCUGGUUGACAAUACUCGGCAAUCUUCAUUUCUGAAAUCUUUACAGUCUUGGCCUGUUCGUUGUUUUUGUAUGGAUGAUGCAUGAGGAAACUUUCUGUGCCUCUAUCAUCCUAAAAAAGUGCUUUUCGUAGUACUAUGUAUUUAGUUAUUUUGCGUAGGAUCCCGGUAGUUUGUAGCAAUUUUAUUAAGGACAGACGAUCAUUUUCCCUCUUCAAGUUGUGCUGUUAGUAGAAGAUCAGGUUGCAAAUUAAUAAGAUUUUUCAAUGGAAGACACGCUACCUAGUUCAGGAUCAGGUAUAGUUGGUGUUGGUGGAAGUAGAAAACCACGAGGAUGCUCAAUUGGCGUUUCUCACUCAAAAGCAUAUUCAAAUAAUGCUAUACGGAGUGUAACUUCAUUUAGACAGAGCAGAAUUGUGAAUGGUGCAGUUGGUCAGGUGACACUUUUCUUGCUCAAAGUUGCUGCGCUAGAGACAGUUAGAAGGUUCUCAAAGUUUAGGUGUCCUUUUGCUUGGCGAGGUCUUCAAGCUUUGCAGGUUCUUUGCUAUCCACCAUUUAAGUGGAUUCAGAGAUGGACUCCAUUCAGAGGUUUAGUCAAAGGCAUGCAGAUGUUGUCAAAGCCAUUACUUGUACUAUCAAUAGCAACAUCACUCCCUGAUCAGACAGAGACAGAGACUGUGGGUGGUAACUCAGAUGACAUCAAUGAUUCCCCUUCAUAUUCUGAAAUGAUCUCAGAACUAUCUUCUGAAAAAUCUCCCACAGAUGCAAGGGCCUGUGAUGAGGCUCCACAAAGUACUGAACCUGAAAGUUGGUUGGUUUCCCUUUCUAAAGAGCUGGAAAGUCAGGGUUUUAGUUUGCCAGAAAGAUUUAAUGAAAAUGAGCUUCAAAGAUUCUAUACAGUUGCAAAUGGUGACUUUACAUCUUUGUUAUCUUCAAUUAAGAAGACAAUUCGCUGGAGAGAAAAUUACAAAAUACUUUCAUCUUCAGAGCUUGAUAUGUGGUCACAUAUGGUCUAUUGGCAUGGAUUUGAUCUGACGGGCAGGCCUUGCCUCAUCGUACGGCUUGGGCUGGCUUGCAUGAGCUUGUCGUCUGAAGAUAAACCCCGUUUUACCCAAGCCAUCAUAUCUCAGGUAGAACAUGGGGUCGUUGAGUUAGUUGAUGCAGAAAAUUCCCAAAUCACAGUCUUAGUGGAUUGUGAAGGAUUAACUCCCUUUAGAGUUCCCAUGCAAAUGAUGAGAUAUUGUUCUUCCCUUCUGCAAGAUCACUUCCCAAACCUUCUCGGCUGUUUGUUCGUCAUUCGGCUUCCUCCCGUCGUUCGUCUUCUUGCUCAAACUUUCAUUCAAAUCUUGAAACCUGUUACCCGGAAAAAGUUGAAAAUUGAGGGGGAGACUACAUAUGAAAAGGUUCUAUCUGAGUACCUGCAAACACUGCCCAGAUAUCUUGGUGGCAAAUGCUCCUGCACGAAUUGUUCAAAAGUAGAUUUUCAUGAUAUACAGCGACUGGAUACAAAUGAGACGGUGAACAGAGAGUUGAUUACUGAGGGAAUUCAUGGGGACGAUUCGAUUUUACGGUCUCAGAUGUUUGAGUUUGAUAAUCACUUGCAUGGAAACUUCGAUCAGAUGAUAAGGACUGGAGUGAUAAGCAUCCUUAUGAUAUGGGCUUUCUUUGCUGUUAUUGUCAGUGCAUAUGAUCCUGAUUAUCGAAUCUUCUUCCCGUCGUCCUGAUCGGAAAGGAAAGGACUGAGUCCGCCUGCUUCGACUGUUGGGAGCUUGAAUUUUAUCUAUAAAUGAUGCUUAGUUCUGCAUUUUGCAGAUAGGAAAAUGCAUGGUAUUAUUAUUCAUGUUAUUAUUAAUAAUAAUAUCUGGUAUCAGUUUUAGUACGUGAAUUUGUUUGUAGCAGACUAGCAGUAUUGGACUUUCAAAGAAAGCGUUUUUACUCAAUUAUUCCAAUCAUAAGAGUGACGAAGUUGGCAUUAUUA